AUGGCUUCUGAUUCCAAUUCCGAUUCCCCACCACCACCAGAUUCAUCACCCCCACCCCCACCACCGCCGGACAAUUCAUCUCCUCCCCCACCGUCACAGGACAAUUCACCACCUCCUCCCUCGUCAAGCGAUAAGAAAUCUCCGCCCCCGCCGUCUAAUUCAUCUCCAUCUCCACCUCCGCCACCACCACCACCACCUCCUCCUCCUGAUAAGAAAUCAGGUAACCGCGAGUCACCGCCGCCCCCACAUUCUGGCCAUCAUUUUUCUCCUCCUCCACCUUCAAAGAACCGGAUGUCUUCACCCAAGUCAUCAUCUUCAAGCUCGUCAGGAGACAGUGGGAGCCAAUCAUUGAGCACGCCAAUUAUAAUAGUAAUCGCAGCAGCAGCUGUGAUUUUUCUCCUUCUCCUUCUCAUGGUCAUCUUUGCGUGUAUAAAAAGAAAAAAGAAAUCUCAGUUACCCAUUGAUUACUACCAUAAUCAACCUGAUGAUGGGUUUCACAAAAGCGAGUUUGGGUACAACACCAAUAAGGUUGAGCACGUUAUGCAUAUUCCUCCAUAUCCAGUUCCAGUUGGAGGUUGGUCAGCAACCCAGGGUGUUAGUUCUGACAUGAGCACUGCCAGUUACUCUGGGCCCCAUGGUCCCGUUUUGCCACCUCCGCACCCCACGGUGGCUCUCGGAUUCAACCAAAGCUCCUUCACUUUCGAGGAGCUCUCGGCUGCCACUGCUGGCUUUAGCCAACACAACCUGCUGGGCCAGGGUGGCUUCGGAUUCGUCCACAAAGGUGUUCUACCCAAUGGCAAGGAAAUUGCAGUGAAGAGCCUCAAAUCCACUAAUGGCCAAGGAGACAGAGAAUUCCAAGCUGAGGUUGACAUCAUCAGCCGCGUCCACCAUCGCCAUCUCGUCUCUCUCGUCGGCUAUUGCAUCUCACAAUCCAACAAGCUCCUCGUUUAUGAGUUUGUGCCUAACAAUACCCUCGAAUACCACCUUCAUCGAAAGGGUCAACCUGUGAUGGAUUGGAAUACCAGGCUAAAAAUUGCGAUCGGAUCGGCUAAAGGACUUGCUUAUUUACAUGAGGAUUGUCACCCUCGUAUCAUUCACCGAGACGUAAAGGGUGCAAACAUUCUACUUGAAAACAACUUCGAAGCCAAAGUGGCAGAUUUUGGGUUGGCAAAGAUUAGUCAAGACACUUCCACUCGUGUAAUGGGAACAUUCGGGUAUUUGGCUCCAGAGUAUGCAUCAACCGGUAAGCUAACUGACAAAUCUGAUGUGUUCUCGUUCGGUAUUAUGCUUUUGGAGCUCAUAACAGGUCGGGAACCUGUGGACAACACUGGGGAAUUUGAAGAUAGUUUGGCCGACUGGGCUAGACCACUCUGUACAAAGGCAAUGGAGGAUGGAAGUUUUGAAGGGCUUGUGGAUCCACGUUUAGAGGGUAAUUAUGACGAGCGCCAAAUGUCAUGUAUGGUGGCUUGUGCUGCAUUUAGCGUAAGGUACUCGGCAAAGAAGCGACCGAAAAUGAGUCAGAUUGUGAGAGUGCUGGAGGGUGAUGUGUCAGUAGAAGUGCUUGGUUACGAGGGAGUGAAACCUGGGUUCGGCGGCGAAAGCGGGGAAUAUAAAGCUGACAUGAUGAAGUUCAGGAAACUAGCAUUAGAAGAGAGUGGCAGUGAACAAUCAUCUGCUGAAUAUGGCAAUGCCGGCAGGAGGGUAGGAGCCCGAAUGCACACUCCUUAA
Vigna angularis (adzuki bean) is the source of this 1728-nucleotide messenger RNA. Its product is annotated as proline-rich receptor-like protein kinase PERK7. Lineage: Eukaryota; Viridiplantae; Streptophyta; Magnoliopsida; Fabales; Fabaceae. Gene Ontology annotation, molecular function: ATP binding; protein kinase activity. Bases 1 to 1728 code for a protein of 575 amino acids. The record is from RefSeq and is a predicted model, not a curated record. The transcript is spliced from 8 exons. Gene Ontology annotation, biological process: protein phosphorylation.